Messenger RNA from Pomacea canaliculata, 2643 nucleotides. RefSeq lists its product as uncharacterized. The record is from RefSeq and is a predicted model, not a curated record. The transcript has 10 exons. The coding region runs from base 681 to 2537 and encodes 618 amino acids. Lineage: Eukaryota; Metazoa; Mollusca; Gastropoda; Architaenioglossa; Ampullariidae.
UUUGUUUAUUUCCUUAGUUUUAUUUAUUUUGCUUUUUUUGUUUAUUCGUUUCAUCGAUUGCAUACAUCGUCUCACGAGCAUGCGCGUGCGCUCUCAUUAUCAUACUCAUCACGUCGCAUCUCGUAAGAGGAAACAGGUGCCGCGGACAAGAACUGGAAGAUAUGCGAGUCAAACCUCAAUUUUCCACCUGCUGGGCAGAGGCUGUCAGUGACCUGGUUGAACUCGUAGCAAAUCUCCUUGUUACAGUCAUGUCGCACGACACUGGCCUGGCAGCCUCUUAACUCUCAAUACACACACAUACCUUCAAAGUAAGUAUUUCGGCUCUUAAUCUCCUUUAGAAGUGUCUAAGCCACUUCCGUGAAUGUAUUUCCUGUCUUCCUCAUCAGCGGCGGCUGUCCAGCAUCAGAAGCAGUAUCACGGUUGUCGACUGCAUGGUUACUAUGAAAAAAUGAGCAUCUCGUAUUGACCACACAAAGAAGUGUUAGUUGCCAGUCAUCAUCGCUGGUAUUGUACUUCUUGUUUUGAUUCUACGAGACAGUUUUUUUCAUGCAUCAUUAGUUUGGGGUCAAAGGGCAGCUGAGACAGUUCGACUCAUCAGACCUCACGAUGCAUCAGGUCCCUCGGCAUAGGCUCAAGCACUUCCGAGGCUAGGUUCUCGCUUAUUGUUGUGAUCAUCGUUGAUGAUUCUCUUUUGGAUCUUCGUCGUCUACGGAAGUGACUUAAGAAGGGAAAUGGUUACAAUCUCAGGAUAUCUGCUAAUGGUCUCCUGGGCAGCAUCAUUCUGGACACGGCCAGCUCUGUCAGACGUGUCUCUGGACAAGCUGCUGAUGAGCAAAGCCUGUCCUCGCGACUCCCAGUGCGGCACGCACCUGCUGAACUGUGAACCCGACGGUGUCGUCAAGGUGAAGGACGCCAUCCACGGCUUCAAGUCUUCGGAACAGCAACCUUUCUGUCUGGCGGGUACAAGUGACCUUUGCGGCGAGGGUAAGGAGGUGGACAACUGCUGCAAAUAUGAAAACGGAACGGACUGCUUGCAGCCUCCACCAAUCAGCGACCUUGACCUCCUCCACGACUCAUGUCAGGGUAAAGGUCAUUGCCUUUUUCGGUCGGAGAGGGCCAACGACGGUCCUUGUGACAGCUCUGAGGGCUACACACCCUACUCUGCCGUAGCCUAUGAAUGUAUCAACAGGUCUUUGCUGCUGGAUCCUGUAAAAAAUAAGUCCGCCGCCACUGGCUCAGAUAUUCACAUUUUCUACCCGGGACGCUAUGGCAACCACCGCCUGACGGAGAGCUCGGCGAACACCCAGCGAUUGCAGCGCCUCCUGUCGAGUCCAGCAGCCAACGAAUCGUCUUCUAGCGACGAUAAUGGAACGAUGCAGGACUUCCUGUCACGGAGAAUGAGAUACCGUUGCUUGGUAACUGGGUCGUGGAAUCUGCACAUGGGGCUGUCUCGGGAAGAUGACCAGGGCGAGUCCGAGCUAGCGGUGCAAGUGGUGUACCUGCGACUGGUGGGCACCAGGGGUUGUACCAAAGUCACUGUGCUCGACCAGAAGCAGCAGUCCAUCUUCAGCUGUCGCCCAGGACUCGUGACGACUGUAUCGGGGAGACAGCUGAAAAAAAUGAGGGCGCCAUUGGAGGUGCACAUUGAGCUUGCUGCCUCCAUAUGGGAGGACGAUUUCUUGUGGCUGCAGUUUCAGUCGAUAAAUGAUGACCCUAUCAGUAUAAAGUGCAAUUUCGACGUCGAGGAAAAGCCUAUGAGUACAUCAGCAGCGACAGUGACAGACAAUGCCGUGGACUGGACCACUGUCAUCACUGGCCUGUCAGUGACAGGUACCCUCAUCUGUGUUUGUCUCGUGCUGGGCGGCUGCUUCUUCAUGCACAGGUGUGCUGUCUUGCGCUUUUGUCAGCAGCAAGUGGGCAGACUGUACAUAAAACGCAGCCUUAGUGGGUUUGGAAAAUACGACGUGUCCCACCGACCUCCGAGGUCCGAUGUCUGUCAAAACCCUCGUCGAGAGGCGCCAAGCCCCUCAGUCCAGAACCCGCCAUUCUGUCACCGUGCAGGGCGGGGCACCACGGAGGGUUCUGUCACCGCUCCGUCACAAUCCAAUGACGUUCAUGGCUCAUCCAGCAUGUACGUACAGCCUGCAAGGCCACCUGCAUCCGCGGCCAACAGCAUCCUUGCAAGUCCAGGAAGUGAUCUGCGUAGCACAAUAUCCGACACAAGGGAGGAAAGCCUAAAUAGCGCCCCGCAUCCUGCUAUGACCUCCCACAGGGCCUCUGAAGCGGUCCAGGUUGUUCUGUACGAUGAAACACCACAGCUUGACGACCUCGAUGAUGACCCGGAACUAGAAGUAGUAGUCACUGCGCAUGCUCGACGCACCGAGGAAGAUGAAGACGAAGGGUCGUCAAUCGAUUCAACGGUGUUCGACUUCGACAGUAUUUGUGGCCCCGGAGAACCUCCCUCCACACAUGCGCCAGACACAAGCGGCGACUACGAGGUGAUGGCCAGAAGCCCCCAUCACUCUUCUGAGUUGUAGCCGCCGGGUCAAGAUUGUGACCUACCAUGGGAUCAUCUCAUUUGUGGAUUUGAAAAAAACAAAAAACAAACCCCAAUCCUUUUCGAAAAAUAAACAUAGGAAGAAA